Molecule: messenger RNA, 1482 nt
Organism: Trichophyton benhamiae CBS 112371
Lineage: Eukaryota; Fungi; Ascomycota; Eurotiomycetes; Onygenales; Arthrodermataceae
Exons: 4
Coding region: 1-1482 (493 amino acids)
Biological process (GO): phenylalanyl-tRNA aminoacylation
Cellular component (GO): phenylalanine-tRNA ligase complex; cytoplasm
Molecular function (GO): RNA binding; ATP binding; magnesium ion binding
Source: RefSeq, a predicted model, not a curated record
AUGUUGAAUAUUUUCCUCGGGAGAGCCGAUUCACCGAACUAUAGAGUAGUCACCCCUCCAAGCGGAGAGCUACAAACCCUUAUCGUCAAGCCAGAGACCGAAAGUGUACGACCAUAUGUGGCCGGCGCUGUCUUCCGCAACAUCCGUUUUGACCAAGCUCGAUACAAUUCGUUCAUUGCCCUGCAGGAUAAACUUCACCAGAAUAUCGCCAGACAGAGGACAUUGGUCUCUAUCGGAACACAUGACCUUGACACCAUUCAGGGCCCCUUCACAUAUGAGGCUUUGCCACCAAAGGAUAUUAAAUUUAUCCCUCUAAACCAGACCAAGUGCAUGGAUGGCGAGGAGUUGAUGGAAUUCUAUGAAAAGGACAAAAACUUGGGCAAAUACUUGCAUAUAAUUCGUGAUUCACCCGUAUACCCAGUUAUCUACGAUUCGAAGCGAACCGUCUGCUCCCUACCACCAAUCAUUAACGGGGACCAUUCAAAGAUAACGCUGAAUACUAGAAAUGUUUUCAUGGAAAUCACUGCUACAGAUAAGACCAAGCUGGAAGUCGUGAACAACAUCAUGGUCACCAUGUUCUCCCAAUGCACAGAUGAGCCAUUCACAAUUGAGCCUAUCAAAAUUGUUUCUGAGCAUAAUGGGGAAUCACGACAAGUUCCAACACUUGAGCCAAGGACAACACAGGCUAGCAUAGCUUAUAUCAACCAAUGCACCGGUCUAUCCCUUUCUGGCCCUGAAACCUGCAAAUUGCUUAAGAAAAUGGCUCUUUCGGCUAAGGUCUCUGAGACAUCUGACGAUACUCUUGACGUUACAAUCCCUGUUACCCGAGCAGACAUUCUCCAUCAAGCUGACAUCAUGGAGGAUGUUGCAAUUGCACAUGGUUUCAACGAACUUCCAAGAUCUUUCCCUAGCAAGUCUGGCACAAUUGCCCAACCUCUUCCAAUCAACAAAUUAGGGGACAUAAUUAGAGGAGAGGCUGCCAUGGCAGGGUGGACGGAAGUGCUCACUUUUGCUCUAUGCUCACACGACGAGAACUUUUCCUGGGUUAACCGCAAAGACGACGGGACGACAGCCGUCAAGCUCGCCAAUCCCAAAACAGUCGAAUUCCAGGUUGUUCGAACAAGCCUCUUGCCGGGCUUGUUGAAAACUAUCCGUGAAAACAAGAAUCACAGUCUCCCCAUAAAGAUUUUCGAGGUCAGUGAUGUAGGGCUUAAAGACCUCUCGCUUGAGAGAAAGAGUCGCAACGAACGACACUUCGCUGCAGCCUGGUACGGGAAAACAAGUGGUUUCGAGGUUGUUCAUGGUCUACUAGACAAGGUCAUGAUGAUGAUGAAGAGCGGUUUCAUUGUUGGGGAAGAAGGGUUGGAUAACGCUGCUGUUAAGGGGUCUCAGUACUGGAUCGAGGAGCUCGAUGUCCUUGAAAAUUUCGACUUGAGGCAUCCCGUGAGCGCCUUGGAAAUUAACAUUGAAACUCUCCUGUAA